This is a messenger RNA of Aspergillus versicolor CBS 583.65, 1720 nucleotides long. It is a transcript of the gene och3, whose product is annotated as glycosyltransferase family 32 protein. NCBI's taxonomy places the organism in Eukaryota, Fungi, Ascomycota, Eurotiomycetes, Eurotiales, Aspergillaceae. The transcript has 4 exons. The record is from RefSeq and is a predicted model, not a curated record. Bases 329 to 1591 code for a protein of 420 amino acids. Gene Ontology annotation, molecular function: alpha-1,6-mannosyltransferase activity. Gene Ontology annotation, cellular component: mannan polymerase complex. Gene Ontology annotation, biological process: protein N-linked glycosylation.
CCUGCCCCUGCCAGCCUCACUGCCGAGGCAGAGCACAAGCAGCAAGCAGCAGGGAUCGCCGGUACAAUUGGCCAAACCAAUUAAAAAAAAAAAAAAUGAAAGAUUUCAGAAACCCGGAGGACACUGGUCUACCAGAGCCUCGAGGAGUGGGUGGCCCGAAAGCUUAUGCUGGAUGCAGUUAUUGGUGCCGCCAUGGACGAGGCAGUGCCAGAACAGCUCGUAUGGCCCAGCACCAGCUAGGAUGAUGGCGCUAAUACGAAGUACUUGAAGAGACCGCCUCCCCGGGGAUGCUUAGCCUGUUUCAUUCUUGUGGGAGCUGCUGAGCAGGAUGCUACUCCCAAGACACUGCAGACGACUGGCCAUAUUUGCCAUUGUUUUGGCGACACUCGUGUGUUGGAAUUCAUUACGGCACACUCAUGGAACGGCCGUGAUAAAUUCACAAGAUCAAUAUCCGUUGCUCACAAAAUACAUUCGAGGGAGUCGAGUGCAAGGCGGAGCUUUGCGUCUGCCGAAAGAAUGGUCAAAAGGAAUUACGAGCCCAAUUGAUUCCAUCUUAGCUGCUGCAGAACUCGUUCGGAACAAGACCAGCUCUGACCCUCAGGGCCACAUCCCCAAUUCAAAUAUACCGCGAAUAAUCCACCAGACAUGGAAGGACAAAAACAUCGAUGCAUGGCCGCAGACAUACCGUGAAAGCGCAGAAAAGUGGAUGCAGGUUGUAGAAGAGAAGGAUAUCCCAUAUUUAUUCUGGGACGAUGUCGGCGUCGCCCAGUUCAUGAGAUACUUCGAGCCAGACUUCGAGGCCGAAUUCUACUCUCUACCCAGCAAUGUCGAACGCUCAGACGUCUUUCGCAUCCUGGUCUGCAAAUGGAUUGGCGGCGUCUACGCCGACAUGGACACAGCACCCAUCCGGCCACCCACAGAAUGGAUAAGCCAAAUCGACUUACAGCCCUGGACAGACCACAAAACACAAAAGAAAUACCAGUCAAGCAAACCCGUAACUGCCGUCGUCGGAAUCGAAGCCGACAAUGACCCCGAGCGCGAUAUCUACUGGCGCAUGGGCUACUUCUUCCCCGUCCAACUCACCCAGUGGUCCUUCGCAUUCGCACCCCACCAUCCAAUCCUGCAGAUCUUCAUCGACCGUCUGCGCGCGACUAUCCGGCUAUACGCCAGGGAUGUUAAUAACCAGCAGCCACUGCCGGAUUCGCACCCAGGGGUUCUGGACUACGUUGACCCGGUGAAUUUGACCGGCCCUAUUGCGUUUACGGAUGCAGUGCGCACGUAUCUCGAGAUGGAGGGGGAUCUACGCUGGGAUGCUGUUACGGGUCUGCAGGACGGGCCUGAUGGGGGUGUCAGUAAGCUUGUUGAGGAUGUUCUUGUUCUACCGAUUACGGGGUUUAGCCCAGGGAGUCGUCGGUUUAGAGAUAUGGGAUCUAAGCCCGUUACGCAUCAUGCAGCGCGGCUAUACCACCACGCGCAAGGAUCAUGGAGGAAGUGGAAUUUGCGGGUGGAGAUGGGCAAGUUCUGUCGGACGGCGUUUGGGCUGUGUAGGGACUGGUCGAAGGUGUCGCAUGGGGAUAGUUGGAUUUUCUGAUGGUUUGAUGUCUUACGACUUGGUUAUACCCGGGCGGCGUUUUGAUGAUUUUAAUUACUUACGAUUAAUAUUUGUAUAGAAGUAUGAGUAUGAGUAUGGGUAUAGAGAAAUGUUAUGUUCUAAAAAAGG